GCUUGACACUGCGCGGUGAUUGUUAGCAGCCACGUCUCAAAGUCAGGUGCAUAGAUGUGGUGAGCACAGACAGCAGGGCGAACAGUUGCACGUAGCUGGUGUAGAUUCAUUUAACACUCCCUCAUGUUGUGGGCUGUGGCGGACAGCUCUGUUAGCAUGUUAGCUCCUGCUCCGCCGCGUCCUGUGGUGCCGCAAACAAACCGUGGUUAGCUAACGUCAAUGUGCAACUUCCUCCUUUUAUUGUACUCACUGCUGUGACCGACUGCUGGAUUUAUUUUUCAAUCCAAACUGAAGCGUUCACGUUCAUAGAGAGAGAUCCAGUCUUUAAAACAUUCCCAGCAGCCACUGAGAGUCUGAUCAGCUCCUGGACCAAUCAGAAGAUGGACUAACCUUUAAAAACCGUCAUCAGCUCGUCAUCUCCCCUCUUCUCACCCACCUGUUGGGCCCCCUGAGGGCCCUCAGGCACCAGGCGUGAUGCCCGGCAGCAGGCAGACUGCCAGGCACCCGCUGUGGCGCCUCCUGUCACCGUUCCGCACCCGACAGGAGCGGGUGGUGCUGGCCCGCAGCGAGAGCCUGCCCGGGGAGCAGGUACUGAAGAUCACAGUCACAGAGACCACGGUGAUCGAGGCAGAGUCCGGGGUUUGGAACUGGCGUUCCCUGGCCUACCUGGGUCUCUGGUACUUCUUCAGUUUCUGCACCCUGUUCCUCAACAAGUACAUUCUGUCACUGUUGGAGGGGGAGCCGAGCAUGCUGGGUGCUGUUCAGAUGCUCUCCACCACAGUCAUUGGCUGCCUAAAGAUGUUUGUCCCCUGCUGCCUGUACCAGCACAAGUCCAGAACCGAGUACCCUCCCAACUUCAUCAUGAUCAUGUUAUUUGUUGGACUCAUGAGGUUCACCACAGUCGUUCUGGGCUUGGUGAGCCUGAAGAAUGUGGCAGUGUCGUUUGCAGAGACAGUGAAGAGCUCAGCACCCAUCUUCACCGUCAUCAUGUCCAGACUGAUCCUCGGGGAGUACACAGGGCUCUGGGUGAACCUGUCCUUGUUCCCUGUCAUGGCCGGCCUGGCGCUCUGCACAGCCACGGAGAUCAGCUUCAACAUGCUCGGCUUCUCCGCUGCUCUCUCCACCAACAUCAUGGACUGUUUGCAGAAUGUAUUCUCCAAAAAACUGCUAAGUGGAGACACAUACAAGUUCAGCCCUCCAGAGCUGCAGUUCUAUACCAGUGCAGCCGCAGUCAUCAUGCUUAUACCUGCCUGGGUGUUCCUCUUGGACAUUCCAGUGAUUGGGAAAAGCGGUCGGAGCUUCAUCUUCAGUCAAGACAUUGUCUUGCUGCUGCUUUUCGACGGCGGCCUGUUCCACCUGCAGAGUGUCACCGCCUAUGCUCUGAUGGGACGGAUUUCACCUGUUACCUUUAGUGUUGCCAGUACUGUCAAGCAUGCCCUGUCAGUGUGGCUGAGCAUCAUCGUGUUCAGUAACCACAUCACCAUCCUCAGCGCCGUCGGCACUGCCCUCGUGUUCAUCGGCGUCUUCCUGUACAACAAGGCCAGGCAGAUCCAGAGGGAAACCUUACAGGCCAUGGCUGCUGAGCAGAACCACAAACCACUCCUCCAGGACCAGGACUUCCAAGCUUCUCAGUCUCACUGAGAGCUCAGCACUUCAGACCAACGCACUGCUUGAAAUGGGAUCAAGGUAUUAAGAGAAUUCAGUUCUGUGGCUGUCUGGAUGAAAUGACUGGAUAUUAGUUUGUUCUCCAUCAUGUACACAUUCCAGUUAAAGAGGAUCCAGUCAUGUUGUUUUUCCAGGUUCUCCUCAGUGUCUCUGUCAUGUCUUAGAGCUUAAAACAAACUGUUGGAACUGGCUUGGUAAAAAGGUCACUGUGUGUUAGACCAAGCCGUCCUCAGUCCUGUGGAACAAUAUAUACAGUAUUUCUUUCCUGUCCUGGUGAUCUUACUCACACUUUAAACAUCCCUGAUCCUUGGCUUUGUCUAAUAUUGGUCAGUAAAGUGGAAGCUCAGGGUGUCCUUCAGCUCUCUGAAGGAGGUGACUUCUGUAAGCUUUUUGUCUUACAUUCCAGAGUGUGCCGGUUUAUCUCUCAUCUGUGGUACAGCAGCUGCUGAAUGUACGCUAUUGUGAAUAUCUGUAGAGCAUUGAAGCUGUAAGAUUUCAGUUUGUCAUGGUGUAACCUACACUGUUUGAUACAAUGUAAAAAUGUCUCUUGAUUGCAUCUGAAUUUAAGAUGUGAAGAGGGCACAAGUGCCUGAGAUGUGAGGCUUUUUGGAGGCUUGUCCAGCCAAAGCUUAGACUUAGCUGUUUGACACAUGUUAAAUAAAUGUGUGGAACAUUUGAAAGCCACAUAAUGCAUUCUGGGAAUGCUCAUCAUCUAUCAUGAACGGUUGUGGGUGUGUGUAGGGACUUUUUUUUUAAAAACCUGUGUUUUCGUUUUUCUUUGUAAACUGAUCCCUCCCCAGUGCAUGCUGGGAUAGCAGCCCUGAUCAGGAAAGGGAGUUUAGAGAAUGAACUGAAUCUUCAAGAAAAAAGGUUUCUUACAAGCUGGGUUUGUUUUUGUAGCUCAGCACAUUGGCCCGGUAAAAUAAGACACACAAACUGUUUAUUCUAAUGAUCCAUCACUGCUGGUUCAACUUUGACCCACUGUAUUCACUGUAGUUGUUUGAACUUUCUUGUUGUGCAAUGAGGGAUCAUUAGUGAUAGUACAGAUAUGCUCACAUUUAGUUUUACCUCCAAAUAAAGUGGUAAAUCAUGGUUUGUUCUUUAGUCAUCUGAUUAAUUGAUCGUCCUGUUGGAUCUAUUCUAGUAGUGUCACCGUUAUUCACAGUGCUUCCCCUUCUGUCCUCACUGAGCCUCAGUUCAGUUUCUGUGGUGAACGUGAGCUUCUUCCACAGACGUCUUUCUUCCAUGGAAACUCUUCAGUGCCACUUUGCCAGUUUUGCCAAAAACAGCUGCACGGUGCCAGUAGUCUAACAUACAGGAGCCUUACUGUCCGCUCACUGCUUGUAGUCUCCCAUGCUGCUCCUGUGUGAGUGUACAGAUGUCUUUCCCAAUUUUUCAGAGGUCAGGUACUAACAGAGUCCAUCAGGUGUCUGAUAGGACAAACCUAUGUUAAUCAUUGUCAGAUAGCUGUGUGGUGUUUUUGUUUUUCAAAGCAUUUUGUUAAUGCUCUGUUUGCUUUACUUUUUGUGCCUCAACGAAAGUUGUUGUUUUUUUUAAUUUUCUCACCUGUGUUUUGCCUACACUCAGACACUACACAUUUGAUCAUAAAGUUUGUCUGACUUGAAUUAUUAUUAUUAUUUUUUUUUACAUAACAAACAUGUUCAUUCUACUUGUCUGUUUCCUGUUUUUGUCUGAGGAGUUGGUUCUCUGUAAAGCGUCUCUAAAACUCCAGGAAUGAGCUUUGCUUUGUUUGAAUAUGUCUUUUUACACUAAUCUUCCAUAGUAAGUAAUGGAGGCGCUGCCUCAAGAGGCAGAUUUUCUGUGUAUUUGUACUGUAUCAUCAAAGGUUCACAUGUGGAAGGUGUAGAGGACAGAGCGCUUAUGAACUGUAUGUUUGGGAACGUGCAAAUCAUAGAUGUAAAAAAUAUUCUGUGAUGUAAAUGUAUUUUCUCUUCA
Lates calcarifer (barramundi perch) is the source of this 3621-nucleotide messenger RNA. RefSeq names its product solute carrier family 35 member E2A. The record is from RefSeq and is a predicted model, not a curated record. The transcript has 9 exons. The coding region runs from base 475 to 1641 and encodes 388 amino acids. NCBI's taxonomy places the organism in Eukaryota, Metazoa, Chordata, Actinopteri, Centropomidae. Gene Ontology annotation, molecular function: antiporter activity. Gene Ontology annotation, cellular component: Golgi apparatus.